This is a messenger RNA of Linepithema humile (Argentine ant), 2018 nucleotides long. Its product is annotated as gephyrin-like. Gene Ontology annotation, biological process: glycine receptor clustering; establishment of synaptic specificity at neuromuscular junction; Mo-molybdopterin cofactor biosynthetic process. Gene Ontology annotation, molecular function: molybdopterin molybdotransferase activity. Gene Ontology annotation, cellular component: postsynaptic membrane; cytosol; postsynaptic specialization. Lineage: Eukaryota; Metazoa; Arthropoda; Insecta; Hymenoptera; Formicidae. The record is from RefSeq and is a predicted model, not a curated record.
ACUAUUUCAAAGGCAAAACAAAUUAAAUCAUAUCGACCAGUGUGAUAGAUCGGAUCAAACAGACGAAAUAAUUCUGCAAAUUAUUAGCAUAUAGCAAAAGGAUUGCAAAAGAAGAUUGAAAUGGAUCCAUUAAAAAUCUCUGUUGUAUGUGUGUAUAUGCAGAAGAAUGCUGCAGAGAAACUGUGUAGUGAUAUCAAUGAGAUAUUAGAAAUUGGAUUUUAUUCGACUAUAAUAAUUGAGAUAAUUAUUAUUCAAAAUAUACAUCAAUUAAAGAAACAACUAAGUCUGAUGAGCAAUAAGGUAACUGAUGGCAUUUUUGUAAUCGGUCCACAAUCCGAAAAGCAAAACAUGAUUACAAUUAUUAACCAACUUAAGAAUGAAGAAAAUGGGAUUGUACAAUUAUUAGCAAAAAUACCGUCACUUUUAUAUCUUCACUAUACUGAAUAUCUAUAUUGUUCUUGGCAAAAUAAAAAAUUAGUUUUUUGCUUCUCUGCUGACGAACAAACGAUAAUGACAAUGAUAGAAGAAGCUGCAGACACAUUUAUACUUGUAAUAUAUUUAUUACAAAAUAUACUCACCGUUUAUGAUAUUCAAGUACAAGAGAAUGAAAUCCAGACUUCAUACAAAUAUCGUGAAAAAUCUUCUCCUUCACAUGUUUCUUCAUUGAAUUCAAUAUCUCAUACAGACUUACAAACAGACAUAGACAUAUACGAUGUAGAUGCACCUAAAACCCAACAAAUAUGUCUACCUAAAGUUUCUGUAGACGAAGCAUUGAGAAUAAUGAACAAAAUAAUAGGGCAGAAUAUGGAAAAAAGGGAUUCUGAAAAUGUAGAUAUAAAAGACGCCUGUGGCAGAGUAUUGUUUAAAACCGUACGUAGCGACUAUAAUGUACCACCGUUUUCAAUUGCCACUAAACACGGAUACGCAGUAGUAGCAAGUAGUGAAACAAAAAAAAGGAAAGUGGUGAAAACUCAAUCAAAUGGAAUCAUUCCGGCUGUACUUGAACCUGACACAUGUGUAUGGGUGAAUACAGGAGCUUCUAUUCCUUAUGGAGCAACAGCGGUUGUACCAGCAAAAAAUACAAUAAAAUGUGAUAACGAGGAAAAUAAUAUUGAUAUAAUAUUACAUUCAUCAACAUAUGGACAAAACAUCCAAUCUGCAGGCAGCGAUAUGGUACAACGCCAAAUAAUUGUAGAUGCCUAUACACGUAUGGGGCCAAUAGAACUGGGACAUCUGGCAGCUUGUGGUUGCAAAGAAGUUACAGUAGUUAAACAGUUGUCUAUCGGUGUAUUGUCCAUUGGCGAUAAAUUACAAGAACCUGGACAACCUUUAAAACCAGGAUAUUCCUAUGAUAGCAAUCAAACAAUCCUAAUCUCAACGCUGAAAGACAAUAGUUUUAAGUCUUUGGAUUUUGGAAUUGUGAUUAACAAACGGUCGUCUAUAAUACACAAAAUAAAAACAGCUUUAAAUGAAGCAGAUUUACUUGUGACAACUGGCUCUUCAAAUGAUAAAGAUCAUUUAAAAUACAUUUUAAAAAAUUACUUUAAAGCCACAUUGUAUUUUGGAAAUAUUAACAUAAAACCAGGAAAGUCAACGGCAUUUGCAACAUGCACCUUCAAUAACAAAAUCAAGUAUAUUUUAUGCUUGCCACGAAAUCCAGCAUCCGUUCUCGUCACCGCGCAUUUAUUCCUUUUACCCCUUGUUAACUGGUUGCACUUCAACAUUAACGGAGAACGUUCCAUAGUGAUGGCUAAAAUAGAACAAAAAUUGCCUUUGCAUUUACGUCCAAGAUACGUGUGGGCGACUUUAUCGUCGUCAGAGAAAGACAAUUUUGCAAAAGUUAUCUGCAAAAGAAAUGCUAACAAUAAUAUGCUAUUUAGCAGCGAAGGCGCUAAUGCACUUUUAAGACUACCGCCGGAAACACCGGAAACAAAGACACUGGAAGCUCCAUCAUUGGUACCAGCAAUACUUAUCAAAUUUCCCAAUUUAUCAUAAAAAAUAUAUAUUUUAUUUAAUUA